Cydia amplana is the source of this 998-nucleotide messenger RNA. RefSeq lists its product as uncharacterized. The record is from RefSeq and is a predicted model, not a curated record. The coding region runs from base 40 to 987 and encodes 315 amino acids. Lineage: Eukaryota; Metazoa; Arthropoda; Insecta; Lepidoptera; Tortricidae. The transcript is spliced from 5 exons.
GCCCCCAGACUUUCGGACAGUGUUUAGUGAAAGUGCAAAAUGAUGACAAUCAGCGAGAACCAGUAUUCCUCCAAUAAAAUGUCGAGUUUCUACUCCGUGAACGACCGGGUCCUCCACCGUGACAGCUAUAACGACGUGAAUAGCAGUUCCAGCGUCAACAGCGCGCUGGUCACCAAAAGGGGCUUCAAGCCGUCUGACAUGUACGAUCCUCAGAAACGAGAGUUCCUGACGAAUCUCAGUUAUAAGUUAUUCCCUGUAAGUUGGAAUGAUGGAGAGCUUGCCCGGAGCAACACAGUCCCCAUUUUACCCUCCCUGGACCAUGACCUAGAACACCUGGAGAAAGCCCCAAUGCUGAGCAAAGAGGUGGACCUGAACAAGAUCUUCACGCCGGCGCCUGAUGCUGAGGAACAUCUCAUCAAGAAGGAUCGGAAGUUUGAGAAAACCUUCGCCUCGUCAGCGUUCUACGUGCCCGGGGUCCACCCCACGGUCAAAGAGCAGAUGGACCUGGCCAGAGCCAUAUCGAAGAGUCUGAGCGACCAGAGCAACCACAUGAGCAGAGGGCAAAGCAUGUAUGUCAACCGGAAAAAGCGGUCGGUCAAAUGGGUGCAUGAGGGCAGAGGUCGCAACACAACGAAUCUAUCCUCCACACCAACGCCGAUCCCAACACACGACACAGCCUACCGCCCGCCGUCCAGUCUCCGUAACCAGAAGACGUACCCCAAAUCUGCGCUGAAGCACCCCCUGCCUAGAAUGGAGCCGUUCCCAGUCUCACCACCAACGAUUAUUGUGCAGCAUCACGAGGUUCCUAUUUCUAUAGCUCCGACAAGGUUGAACGAUGUGUACGCGGCGCCUGUGAGUCCUCGUCUGCCGAUGGUGUCAGGACCGAACUUCAACGUGGCGCCGCGCGGGUGGGGAGAGAUGAAGGAAUACUACAGACCUGUUGCGCUAGAUGUCGCUGGUGCCGCUCCGCGUUAUUCUGAUUUUUAGUUGGUAGCUCU